ACAGUUAUCCAGGUUAACAAACGUUAGCGCUUGUACCUAUUUGCUAGCCAGCGUAUAGCUAGCUAACGUUAGCAUGCUAGCUAUGACACUCCUGACGUACAAACCGAUAUUUAACGUUAUUUUCAGAAUUGUUCAAAUUAUCUAGGUUAGGGUCAGGGUUAAUGGUUUGGUUGAAGUUAAGGUAAUGAUCAGAUUGAUAUUUUGGCUAGUUGGUUUGCACGUAAGAGUAUCCGUAUAGCCCUUCCCUUUCAACGUACAUGUUUGCUAGCUACCUAAUUCAACGUCAAGAAACCUGACUGGCAUCCCAAACUUCAGGAUACAAGUCUCAAGUGAUGGCUUCGUUCGGCUGGAAGAGGAAAGUGGGCGAGCGGGUGUGCAAGGCAGCGGUGCAGCAGUUUGAAGCCGCGGCGGAGAAGCCAGAGGAGGAUGGAGUGGACGAGGUGGACUGGCUACAUGCAAUCAAGCGGCGCCGUGAAGUCCUCCUGGAGGACUGCGCUGCGAAGGGCAACAGGCUGAAGGAGGAGGGGACGGUGUUGGCACAAGAGGGCAGACACUGGGAGGCCAUUAAGAGGUGGGAUGAAGCCAUCCAGCUGACUCCAGACAACCCUCUACUGUAUGAGAUGAAGUCCCAGGUGCUGACCAUUCUGCAGGAGGUGUUCCCAGCGGUGCAGGCAGCAGAGAUGGCUGUGAAGCUCCGCCCCCUGUGGUGGGAGGGCUGGCAGACCCUAGGCCGUGCCCAGCUCAGUCUGGGUGAGGUGGACCUGGCGGUGAGGUCCUUCCAGGUAGCGGUCCACCUGUGUCCGUCAGAGCGCCCCCUCUGGUCGGAUGACCUGGCGUGGGCGCGGCGGCUGCAGCAGCAGAGACGGACGGCCCAGGACCAGACCCAGCGGGAGGAGGAGGCCCAGCGGGAUGUCCUGAACCCUCCAGAGCUUCAGCAGGACUACGACUUUGAGUCAGACGAGGUGGUGGUGGCCUGCGCUGCCGUAGCCGAGAGACAGAGACACUAUGAGGAACUGAAGAGGACAGUCGUGGUUGUCGACGCUGAGGGGAAUUCUAGGGAGGUACCUGUGGAGGAGGAGGGGUCAGGGGACACACCCUCUUCAUCACAGGAUCAGUUGGUCAAAGCACGGGGACUAUGAUCUGUCUCUAAGGAGUUAUGGGCUAGAAUGAAUCAUAUGGACUAGAAUGGAUCUUAUGGACUGAAAUGGGUCUUUUUGUUUGUUUUUGUUGUUUUGAGUCUUUAGUCUUAUGCAUGUCGUUAUGGUUUUCUGCUUUAGUCUACAACAGACUGUGGGUGAUAGAGGUAGAUUUAAUCAAAUAGAUUUUUGUUUUAGUGUGUUAUGUUUUCACUAUUUAUCAAUGCUCUCAUAUUACUGCCAUUUUAAAAGACUGAAUUUGAGCGUAGCCAAAAAUAAUUAUCAUCAUAAUUUGGCACUCAGAGGUCAAUAGUCACUCAUGUUGAUUAAUCCUCCUCCUGAAAAGAGGAUCCUGUUGUGUUUUGGAAUAUGUCUGUCAGUCCCAUUUAUCUCCGACACAUUCAGGGCCGGUUUCCCCAGACACAGAUUUAACCUAGUCCUGGACUAAAAAGCUUUUCACUGGAGACUCUCUAUUGAGCUUGCUUUUCCAUCCAGGACAAGGCUUACUCUGUGUCCGGGAAGCUGCCCCUUAGUCUUUUGAAAUGUCUAUGAGAACAUUCAGAACGUCUUUGUUAGAUGACUGGAAAAGAUCUCCCUGGAAAACUCCUCUCGCUUGAGUCCAUCAGUCAAGCUGUUAUAAAAAAAGUAAACUUUUUGAAUUGCAGUUUCAUGCAACAUAGUCGCAGUUGGAAGUGCUAUUUCAUAAUGACUAACGGACUGGUCUUUUCUGUUGGGAAACUCUGUCUCCACGGUAACUCAGAGAAAUAAUAUUGCAUGAGUAUUCCCAGAAUUCCAGCUGAGUUGUUAGGAUGUGUGUGUCAUAUGACCCUCCAUAGGGGGCAGGUGAGCUGCUAAAACAAUAGGUCCACCUUGGCCCUGAAAUCUAGCAGCUGGAUUGCGCUGUGCAGUCAGCCUGGACUGGCCAUGCUGAAAAGCCUAGAAGCUUGAACAGUCAUUGAAUUUGAAUGGCAUCUUCUAAUAGCAAGAUUGUUUUCAUGGGACACUCAAUGGGUUUUGUAUGACAAAAACAGGCUAUCAGAUUUAGGGGUUUAUUAUUGGCGAUAUUAAAGAGAGGCGCUGUGAAAGAGGAGACAGGUUUUUGAGAAGAUUCAUGUAUCCUCCUUGUCUUUAUUAAAAUCAUAUUAAGACCAUUUCGUCAUCGGUAUCUCUCUUAAAUAUAUUUCCUAGUAGUACAGCGUUAAAGGAGUAUUCUGACAGAGGGAACUGGCCUCGUACUAGAACAUGAACCUCAGGGGAUGCUUUAGGAUUUAAAUAGGGCAUUACACGUCAGGAACAUUUUGUCAAUAGAAAUCAUUAGACAAUAAAUUGUUCUCGGUAAAGAACUACAAACAGUGCCUAUAUCAUUGUAAUUGGUAGGAUAUGUGUUUUGGUCAUCAUCACUACGAUGGAAGUAGGCAAAGAAGCAGCAACUAUGGGUAAACGCAGACCUUGUUCUCUCAACAAGUCAACCUCACUGAGGGUACGUGUUUACAGUGCAAACAUCUGGUGAUGUUGCCAAAGCCAUUCAAAUCAUUUAAACACCUGGCACAAAAAUUCUCAAAACAAGUCUGGAGCAUAAGAUUGUGGUAGUGUCUCAAAAUGGGCCCUGAAUGUGUUUGUGACAGUAAUUCAUUUUAUAGGACUGAGUUCAUUCACUGGUCAUGUGGGGGACGAUAGGAGCUGUAAACAAAUAGUGGGUGAGGGAACAACUGUUUAGACCAUGAGAAUGCUCAUGUAUAAUGUGAGUUAUAUUGAUGUUUCUAUAACUGACCCAGUUGAUGUAGGAAUACUUUGUUCUGUAAAUAAUGAGAAAAUGGAUCCGUUUUACCUGUAAUGUGUCAAUUGAAAAUAAAUCAAUUGGUUACAAGUAA
Messenger RNA from Salvelinus fontinalis (brook trout), 3007 nucleotides. Its product is annotated as tetratricopeptide repeat protein 33-like. NCBI's taxonomy places the organism in Eukaryota, Metazoa, Chordata, Actinopteri, Salmoniformes, Salmonidae. Bases 333 to 1139 code for a protein of 268 amino acids. The transcript has 5 exons. The record is from RefSeq and is a predicted model, not a curated record. Gene Ontology annotation, molecular function: protein binding.